AUGUCAGAAGCUGAAAAAGUGGGGACGAGGUCGCUAAGCUGCCGGAGCGGCGCGAAGUACCGCAAGAGCGGCGCGAAGUACCGCAAGAGCGGCGCGAAGUACCGCAAGAGCGGCGCGAAGUACCGCAAGAGCGGCGCGAAGUACCGCAAGAGCGGCGCGAAGUACCGCAAGAGCGGCGCGAAGUACCGCAAGAGCGGCGCGAAGUACCGCAAGAGCGGCGCGAAGUACCGCAAGAGCGGCGCGAAGUACCGCAAGAGCAGCACUCAGGUAGGGUCCCCUGGUAAAUUCAGACGCCUCUGGGAGCCCACAGGUGCCCCCUCCAACUGGCCAUCUCAUAACUCUGUAUUACGUUCAGGAGAGGCCAGCGUCCCCCACCACCUGAGAACGCAGAAAAAGGACCUGUGGCCUUCAAGCUGUCCUCCCACCCACCCCCAACCACCCCAUUCCUCAGGACCGGGUGUGGGUGGAGCCUCUAAAGACUGCGUAAUUCGGGGAAGCACUCAGGGCUCCUUUCGCGGUGGAAUCCCCUCCGCACCAACUCGUUUGCGCCCCGUUAGCCCCUCCCUAGAGGAAAUGGCUUCUCUCGAGGAUGCCUGCCGCUUUAGUAGCAAUUCCAAACAGAGUUCCCAUAACUCCCCAAACUCUGAAUUUGCAGCCCAAGCUGAGGGCGAAAAUGAUGAGACCGAGAAAACAAACAAGGUCAAGAGAAAGAGUGCUAUACUGCACGACCAAAGCUCUCCAUCCAUUUACGGGAAGGGUAUCCAGGGCAACCUGGGAAAACUGAUGCCAGAAGGAGACGAAGCCGCUAGUGCAAAACCCAGCACAAGAGAGUGUCCCAACCCUGGACAAAGAUCCGCCAGGGUGGUCACCUUCUCUGGUCCUCAGGAAAAGCAACCGCCCGCCCCCGAGGUUAGAGCAGAGAAGGAAAAGAUAGUGGUAGAGGUCAACAGUUUUGGUAAGAGGAGAGUGAUUAUCGAUCUGCAGGAGACACCCUGUAAGAGCGACCAAAGGGUGGACAUUUUUGAAAAAGGCUCUCCAGCCCUAGAAUUUCUAGACAAACAUGACUCUUGUUCAGAAAUCCAAAAGCCUCAAGAAAAGGAGGUCAUGGCUGAGUGCCCCUUUUUGGGAAGUCACCUGUCUGGUGUGGAAGAGAUACCUGCAGUCAGAUUCCCUCAGGAGAAGCCAGUCUCCCUGGGUUUCUCAAGAGUUUCAAAGCCUUCACCCUUCACCACUGACCUUGUCCUGGACCAGCCUCAUUUGUACGGGGGUCCCUGGCAGGCCUACACCAGUUACUGGAGCAGCAGUCCCCAGCCUUCCUACUAUCCCUUUGUGGACGGCAGCAGCGACAGCACAUCCCUGGCGGGGAGGCACAGCCAUAGCUUCUUCAGUGACUUUCCCUCCAGCUCUCCCUUGGGCUUCCAAACCUGGUCCAGAGACUGGAAGCCAUUAGAGGAAGGUCAGUCCCAGAAUUUUCAUUCCUAUCGUUUCUCCGGAAGUUUAGAAGCACAGGAGCAAACCGUCCAAGAGGAGACAUCAUAUCCUUUUGGAGGAUAUGCGUCUAAUUUCUGGCCCCGGGGCCACUGGAGUCAAGGCCUAGAUCAGGGUUUCAUUGAUACCCAUUGCCACUUGGACAUUCUCUACUCCAAGCUGUCUUUCAAAGGGACCUUUAGCAAGUUCACAGAAAUGUAUAACCGUUCCUUCCCUAAGGAAUUUCAGGGCUGCAUCUCUGAUUUCUGUGAUCCUCGCACGCUAAAGGAUAGCUUCUGGGAGGAGAUGCUGAAAGAUGAUCUGGUUUGGGGGGCCUUCGGCUGUCACCCCCAUUUUGCACGUUACUACAAUGACACUCAAGAAAGAAACCUUCUGCAUGCCUUACGGCACCCCAAGGCCAUAGCGUUUGGAGAAAUGGGCUUAGAUUACUCUUACAAGUGCACCACAUCUGUCCCACAGCAGCACAGAGUAUUCGAGAGACAGCUGCAGCUGGCCGUGUCUCUGAAUAAGCCCUUGGUGAUCCACUGCCGAGAAGCGGACGAAGAUCUGCUGGGCAUCAUGAAAAGAAGGGUGCCCCCUGACUACAAGAUCCACAGGCACUGCUUCAUGGGCAGCUACCAAGUCAUCGAGCCCCUCUUGAAGUAUUUUCCCAACAUGUCUGUGGGGUUCACAGCAGUCCUGACGUACUCUUCCGCCUGGGAGACCCGGGAUGCUCUGAGAAUGAUCCCCCUGGACAGAAUCGUCGUGGAAACCGAUGCGCCCUACUUCCUGCCUCAUGGGGUUCCCAAAAGCGUUUGCCAGUAUGCCCACCCAGGCCUGGCCCUGCAUACGGUUCGAGAGAUUGCCAGAAUCAAGGGUCAGCCACUCUCCUACAUCUUGGCCAUCUUGCGUGAGAACACGAGUUACCUCUACAACCUUUAA
This is a messenger RNA of Zalophus californianus (California sea lion), 2409 nucleotides long. Its product is annotated as putative deoxyribonuclease TATDN2. The record is from RefSeq and is a predicted model, not a curated record. Lineage: Eukaryota; Metazoa; Chordata; Mammalia; Carnivora; Otariidae. Gene Ontology annotation, molecular function: hydrolase activity, acting on ester bonds.